Sitodiplosis mosellana (orange wheat blossom midge) is the source of this 565-nucleotide messenger RNA. RefSeq lists its product as uncharacterized. The record is from RefSeq and is a predicted model, not a curated record. The transcript has 3 exons. Bases 1 to 426 code for a protein of 141 amino acids. NCBI's taxonomy places the organism in Eukaryota, Metazoa, Arthropoda, Insecta, Diptera, Cecidomyiidae.
AUGAUUAAAGCGAAAACAGAAGGAUGUAAGAGAUAUGAGAAUGAAACCAUUUUUGUAAACAUUCCGAUUCCUCCAAUUCCACCAACGGAUCUUUUGACAAGUAAUAUUGUUAAAGUGAGAUAUUGGAUGCGUUUUGUCGGUUCCAUUGAUUCAAUUUUCCACAGUAAUCCAAUACUUGAUUUACCAAUCACAAUUGGAACGUAUCCAAUUCAAGAUGAUUCAUUCGAAUUGAGUAAUCAAAAUAACGAUGCAACAACAGCCAAUUCAAGUUCAAACAAUGAGUCAGUGACCUUCGCAAAUAACGAUCUAAUUAAAAAUCCACUAUCUUAUGAAGAAACAUUGGCUGUUUAUGGUGCAGUUUUCAAUCGGGUCAGGCCAAAGUAUCUAAUGUUCAAACGUGAAACAUAUUACUCCACAAGAAAUUAAGCAAUGGAAUCGCAAUUAUUUCAUUUGUUUGGUACUAGACACACGUAUCUCACAAUAAACACGUAUCUCAUUGUGAAUUGAUGCUUUUCAUUCAUUAAAACACUGGGUAUUAUUGUAUAAGAGAUCAAAUAUAUAUUUA